Molecule: messenger RNA, 1080 nt
Organism: Mollisia scopiformis
Lineage: Eukaryota; Fungi; Ascomycota; Leotiomycetes; Helotiales; Mollisiaceae
Product: putative NADP-dependent alcohol dehydrogenase 6
Exons: 4
Coding region: 1-1080 (359 amino acids)
Biological process (GO): alcohol metabolic process
Molecular function (GO): alcohol dehydrogenase (NADP+) activity; zinc ion binding
Source: RefSeq, a predicted model, not a curated record
AUGGUGUAUCCAGAAACUUUCGAAGGAUUUCAAGUCGAUUCAGCAGAAACAUGGACAGAGUUCAAGAAACGAGAACUCAUCCCCAAACCCUUCGGCCCCUACGACGUCGAGGUGAAAAUCCUCGCCUGCGGCGUCUGCGGCUCCGACGUCCACACCAUCACCGGCGGCUGGGGCCCCAAAAACUUUCCCCUUUGCGUCGGCCACGAAAUAGUCGGAGAAGCAAUCCGCGUCGGUCCCUCUGUCACUCUCAUCAAACAAGGACAGCGAGUUGGAGUGGGAGCACAGAUCUAUUCCUGUUUAGACUGCAAGCAGUGUAAAGAAGACGACGAGACGUAUUGCAAACACCAGGUUGAUACGUAUGGUGGGAUUUGGCCCGGUACGGAUACGGUGCUGCCGGGUGGAUAUUCGAGCCAUAUCAGGGCGCAUGAGCACUGGGUCUUCCCCAUCCCCGAAAAAUUGGAAACCAACCUCGUAGCACCUAUGCUCUGUGCCGGCCUAACAGCCUUCUCACCCCUCGUCCGCAACGGCUGCGGACCAGGCAAGAAAGUCGGCAUCGUAGGUCUAGGCGGCAUUGGACACUUCGGGGUCCUUUUUGCCAAAGCCCUCGGAGCCGAAGCAUGGGCCAUCUCGCGUUCCCACUCGAAAGAAAAGGACGCGCUUGCUCUUGGAGCAGACGGCUUUAUUGCUACUGAAGAUAAAGACUGGAAUGAGCCCCAUAUCAUGACGUUUGAUCUGAUCGUCAACACUGCGAAUAGUAGUGAUGGGUUCGACUUGGGGAAAUACUUGUCACUACUGGGCGUCCACAAGAAAUGGGUUUCGGUCGGCUUACCAGAAGGAGAGGGACAGAUGGUUAGAUCUCAUGAUUUCAUGAUGAACGGAUGUUUCAUUGGAGCGAGUCAUUUGGGGAGUCGGAAGGAGAUGAUUCGGAUGUUGGAGUUGGCGGCCGAGAAGCAGAUUGAGCCUAUGGUAGAAACGAUCCAGAUUUCGGAGGCAGGUUGCAAAGAAGCUGUUACUAGGAUGAAGAAGAACGAUGUUCGCUACCGAUUCACUCUCACGGGGUUUGACAAGGCGUUCAAGUAG